Messenger RNA from Penicillium canescens, 1047 nucleotides. Its product is annotated as SDR family oxidoreductase. Gene Ontology annotation, molecular function: oxidoreductase activity, acting on the CH-OH group of donors, NAD or NADP as acceptor. The coding region runs from base 1 to 1047 and encodes 348 amino acids. The record is from RefSeq and is a predicted model, not a curated record. NCBI's taxonomy places the organism in Eukaryota, Fungi, Ascomycota, Eurotiomycetes, Eurotiales, Aspergillaceae. The transcript has a single exon.
AUGUCUGACCAAUUGAUCCUAGUAACCGGUGCCUCAGGCUUCGUUGCAACCCACAUAAUUGACGUUUUCCUUCGGUCCGGUUUCCUCAUUCGUGGCACGGUGCGAUCUUAUGACAAAGUUGAGAAAGUCAGCCAGGCUUUUCCGGAAUACGUCCGGGACAGAAGGUUGACCUUUACGAUUGUGCGGGAUAUAAGUUCAUUCAAUGCUUUUGACGAAGCAGUGAAGGACGUUACGGGUAUCAUUCAUACAGCUACGCCGUUCCAGAUGCAAGUCGAAAACAACGAGCGCGACCUUCUCAUACCUGCGAUUGAGGGCACUAAGAACAUUCUUCGGUCGAUCAACGAAAAAGUACCUAAUUUGCGACGAUUGGUUCUCAUAUCAUCAUUUGCAUCCAUAAUUGAUCUGUCCAAAGGGAAUAGACCAGGUUAUGUAUACAGCGAAAAGGACUGGAAUCCAAUGAGUUACCAAGAGGCUGCCAAAAAAGGGACUUCCGGCGCGGAAGCGUAUUGUGCAGCAAAAGCUCUCGCCGAACGUGAGGCUUGGGACUUUGUAAAAAGAGAAUGCCCUUCAUGGGACCUGACGACAAUCUGCCCUCCUAUGAUUUACGGUCCAAACAAAAACGCAACGACAGAUUUGGCACAUCUAAAUACAUCCUCUGCUGAUAUCUACCGACUCAUGUCACCAACAUCAAAGCCAAGUGACCCUGUGCCAGCGAAUGAUUUUUGGGCUUGGGUUGAUGUGCGCGAUGUGGCCGAUGCCCAUUUGAAAGCGUAUGAGCUUCCAGAAGCAGGAGGACAACGAUUUUUUGUGGCUGAAGGAAAUUUUAGCUACCAAAUGAUAGCAGAUAUCCUUCGAGAGAAAUUGUCCGAAAUCAGAGAGCGUGUGCCUAUCGGUAUGCCUCAGUCUGGUUUGGGUAACGUUGAGGUCUACGGUGUUGAUAAUUCGAAGUCCAAACAGCUCCUCGGGAUUAAAUACCGUACACUCCAAAAUUCAGUGUUGGACGCUGCCCAGUCCCUUUUGGAGUUAGAAAGGCGAGGACAGACAUGA